CAGCAGCCAGGGGCAGCUCCUUUUGAACCGGCACCACCAUUUUAAACAUGCGGGGUACCCAAGAUUUCUGACUGGAAACUGCCCACGCCCGCUCUGUCCCGGGACAGACCCGGCGGGGUUCCCGUGUCCCCCCAUGGCCAGCCCGGGCUGUCGCUGUCCCCUGGCACGUGGCGGUGUGUGACACGGGCGCUGCAGGGCGGGGCCGCACCAGGUCCGAGCCAGCCUCGGUGGCCCCGCAGCCGCCGGGCGGGGAGCGCCGCAGGGCACGGGCUGGCCACGGCUCCGGGACCGCCGGGGAGCUGCCUGGGACCAGCUUUGCUCUGCCCCCAAGACUCAGUAUGGAAGCCAUUGCCAAGUUUGAUUUCACUGCUUCUGGAGAAGAUGAGUUGAGCUUCCAGGCUGGAGAUAUGUUGAAGAUUUUGAGCUCCCAGGAAGAGUGGUACAAGGCUGAGCUCAGAAGUCACGAGGGCUACGUUCCUAAGAACUUCAUUGAUUUCCAUGUUCCCCCCUGGUUUGAUGAGAAUAUAUCCCGCCACGAAGCAGAGAACCUUCUCAUGAGCAAAGGAGUCGGCUGCUUCAUCGUCCGAGCCAGUCAGAACUCUCAUGGUGACUUCUCCAUCUCUGUCAGGCAUGAAGAUGAUGUGCAGCACUUCAAAGUGAUGAGGGAUUCAAAGGGUAGCUAUUACUUGUGGACAGAGAAAUUCCACUCGCUAAACAAGCUGGUGGACUACUACAGGACAACUUCCAUCUCCAGGCAGAAGCAGAUCUUCCUAAGGGACAACAGCCAAGAAGAAAAGGAGAGGCGUGGUGGGAGCCUGGAACGGAUAGGUCGGGAAGGAUUCCACGUGGGAGGAGCAGCUGGAGAAGAUCAUUCCUCUAUAUCCACGAGAUAUUUAGAGCACCCUGUUCCCAUACUGCAGCAGCAACAGGAAAGAUAUGGAGGAAGUCUGGACAGGAAUGACAUGAUGCACAGACUAAGGGAACACGGCCAAGGAAGUGCAGGAGCUAUGCAGCGGAGACACACAGACCCUCUGCACCAGCAGACACCACGAACGCUCUGGGUCCGUGCCUUGUACGACUUCGAUGCUCUGGAGCACGACGAGCUCGGCUUCCGCACUGGGGACAUCCUGGAGGUCCUGGACAGCUCCAACCCCUCCUGGUGGAAGGGACGCCUGCGUGGGGAACUGGGGCUCUUCCCUGCCAACUAUGUCACACCAGUGCUGCUGUGAGGGCACAGGAUGGCCCAGAGGGCUCUGCUGGAGCUGCUCUUCUGACGUGACAGGGACAGAGAAGGAGUGCAUCUUCCCUUGCCACCAGGACAUACAUUGUUUUUUGUUUUGUCUUAAUUUAUUGGCAAUUGAUCUUUUGAAAUGUUGGUAUGAAGGAGAACCCUUUGGGGAAGAAAUUUUUUACCCCUUUUUUCACAGUCAUGAAGGGGAGGGAGCAAAAAUCUUGGACUGUUCAUUGAGACUUUGCUGGGUGCUCCCUGCCCUGUCACCUCUUUGGCUAACUAUUGCUAAGCUCCUGCAAUUAGGUUUAUUCUGUGGAAAUGCCCCUCAGGAAAGUCAGACUUCAGGUUAACUUCAGGUAGCCCUAUGCCUUCAUUUUGGAUCUGGUAGCAGUCACAGUCUCUUCAGGCUCCAUUCCACCUUUCUGUCAGAGGCAGGAGGGACACCCAAGUGAAUUAAAUGAUCCUUGGCAACCACAUUAAUCCUUCAGUUAGGGCUUUAGGUUGAGGUUGAGACAAUCUAGACUUUCUUUAAUAGUUUCUGGCUUUCUUCUAGUUUAACUGUUUUCUUAAUAGUUUCUGGCUAACCCAUCUCACACUGUGUGUAUGGAGUGUGUGGAUGUAGCAGAUGAAGGGAAGGAACCCUCUAAGCUUUUGUACAAACAUGCAAGUGGUGAAAGUAUAGGAGGGCAAGAAGCUUCCUUUGCUUCUUCUCGUAGGCCUGCUCUUCUCUCUGUACCCCCUAACAAACUUACCCAUUUUCAAGCUGCUCUCUUGGGUACCUACACUUCAGCUAGACAGCCUGAUUAGAGCAGAUCAGGCCCCUCAGCUAAAUUAGUAUCCACUGGAUUGGAUAACAGUUAAUAUCCCUCACUGGUUCCUUUUGUAGAACUAAACUGGGGAGGGAUUGGAGAGUUUUCUCUGGUGCUGUGCUGAGGAUCACCAUGUACACAACUCUGGCUUACUAGAGAAAUGUCUCAUCCAACAGGUUAAGCUGUUAUUUUACAGUAUGCAGAGAAUAAAGCUGUAGCCAUCUAAUAGUCUAUUCUCUAUCCUAGUUUCUUUUGGAUAAAAUAAGGUAAAUUAAUAGGUUUUCAAAUAACUGCUGAGUGAAUGCCUAGAUGUGGUACAAAUUUAUUGCAAAUUGCACAUUACCUGUCCCCUUCACAAGCCCUGUGAUGGGGACUCUGCUGCAUAACCACUGCUCAGGCAUGUUCAUUUGAAACAAGCUGCCUGAAUUUUUCACCACAUGUGGGACCUCAGCAGUCAGCAAGGAGAAGUGAUGAUUAAUCAUUAUUGAAAAAGAAAGAAUAGGCAAGUGAAAACCUCUAAACAAAAAUCCGACUCAGCAACAACAACAACAAAAAGUUAUUCUCUUUUGUUAGUCCCAGUGGAAGAAAAAGAACCCAGGAAAUAGGUUCUUGGGAAGGCAAAUUCAAUGUAGCUGGCCUGAAUAAAGCUGCCAGCUAGACAGAGUAUCAGCACAAAGAACCCAUUUUGAGAGAACUCCACCAAAAGCAGAUUGUUAAUGGGUGAAGUAAAACGAGAAUAUUUAACAAGGCAUAUCAGCUCUAUAGAAAACUUUGAAGACUCAGUAAGAAUUGACUGGCUACCACAGUGGUCCAGGGAGUACAACUGCCUGGGCUGGAAGUGGCCCUGUUCUCUUGCAGGAGCUCUGCUCUGGCCCUUUAGUGUCUUCUUCUGAAGGGAAGUCCAUGAGGCUUCUUUUGGAACAAGAUCCCUUACCAUUUGUGUGAGGGUGUACCCUCAAUGACUCCAGUUUGAAGAGUGGUUUGGUGUGAUUUUAUCCUUUUUGUGUGUUGGCUGGUUUUUUGCUAAGGUAGUAAUAAAUUUGAAAAUGACAGGGUUAAUACUCAGUGAGGGAGAGGGAGAGCAUUAAGGCCAAGAGGAGAUGGAACCAAGAAACUAGAGCCUAACAAAGGCAAGGGAGGGAUAAAAAUGAUGACUCUUUCAUAUUCAGCUCUGGCUGAAACAAAAUAAAUGGUGUAUUCACAAUUAUUCCCAUCAUGUCAAAUAAUCUUUCAAUUAAUUCCCUUUUUUCUGUAUUAGUUGCUCUUAAAAUUAGAAGCAUUGUCUCCUUUUCCUUUCCUCAGCACUCUAAAGACCCUCUUGGUAGUGAAGAUGUAGUUGCACAAAAUUAAUUGAAGAUAAUGCACUUAGCAGUUUGAUAGCUCUUCAUGCAUUUGAAACCCCUUUACAGAGAUUAACUAAUUAAGCAAGUCUAAGUGUGCAGUGUAAGUACCCCCGUGCUAACUCAUGACUCAUUUGAGGAAGAGGUAAAUUUUCAGGGGAUUUUUUGAAUUGAUGUUUAAGGAACUAAUACCUAAGGUAAUUAGCAUUAAAGGACUGCACACUAAUUAUGGACAUCAUACCAGAACCACAGUGAAAUCAGGAUUUCUCAUUAUGAGCAGCACCUAAUGACAGCAGAAUUACCAGGAGGUGACAGCCUCACGGCAUCUGUGAUAAUUCCUCCAGUGCCUUGCUCUGCUGCCCUGAGCAGGGGCCGAGCUCGGGGCUGCCUUGCCCAGUCUCUCUUGCCUCUGCUUUUGGCCUUGCAGUGCUCCCGUGCAGGUGCUGCACAUGGCAGGAGCUGGGAGGCACAGGGGUCAGCCUGCAUCUUUGUACCCUCCCACAGUAAAAGUCAUUUUUCUCCCAGCAAAAGAGCAAUGCUAAGGAUUGUGGCCAUUCCCAAGUCAUCUGGAGACUCCAGAUACAAGGGGAGGUGUGGGCAAAGUGGGGAAUUUUGGGGGGAUACAAGGGGCUGUAGAAUGGAGACAUUUUCUGUGUCCCAUGCUGUUUUCUGCCCAUGAAAUUAUCUCUCUCAUUGAUCAGGCCACUUCAUAAGGAAAGAGAGAGACACUCCUCCCCUCUAACCACAUAGCCUGCCCACCUUCCUGCUCUUUCUUCCAACAGGUUUUAAUUGUAGCACAAUCCUCACUAACAUUGUGGUGAUUCAUUUACACCUCAGAGCCUGUUGCCCAUGCAAGAGGCACAUAUUAGCAACCUAGGACUGGAGCCUUCAGGUGACAGUGCUGCACUGACCUUACCUGACAUUUGCCAGUGUUUUGGAAAGAACCAAAUCUGUGCCAGGAACACAUCCCAAGAGAGUCCACUGUGAAACCAAAAUGGGAAGGGAUAAAGAGGAAAACCAGAAGAGUACUUUGUUUCUUGUUUUUCUUAAGCAAGAAAGACAGUUCAUGAGAGAAGAGAACGUAAACUAAGAUAAAAGUAGGAAAAGUAUGUGGGAAGGCAAAUAUUGCACAUAAAAAAGAGGAAGCUGGACUUGUACAUGGUAAAAUAGGUUUGAUGAGCACAGCUGAGCUGUGCUUUCUCCUGUCUGAAUGAACUUUUUGCCUAUGUUCUGCUGCAAAUCCAUAUUUUGCUUGGAAAUGUCUCUGUGAUUAAUAAGGCUGAGCUAAAAAGAGUAAAUGGAAAUUUCUUUUGAUGUGAAA
This is a messenger RNA of Serinus canaria (Common canary), 4701 nucleotides long. It is a transcript of the gene GRAP2, whose product is annotated as GRB2 related adaptor protein 2. The coding region runs from base 339 to 1229 and encodes 296 amino acids. NCBI's taxonomy places the organism in Eukaryota, Metazoa, Chordata, Aves, Passeriformes, Fringillidae. The transcript has 8 exons. The record is from RefSeq and is a predicted model, not a curated record. Gene Ontology annotation, molecular function: protein binding.